UCAACCGAAGUUAAGUUUUGUGGUGGUGAUAAGUUCCUGUUUUCGUUUGUCAUUGAAAACUACUCACAGAGGCAGGGCUGCUCUCAUUUAGUCUCCGAAACAUUGAAAUCUGUGAACCCUUGUUCAACACCUCCAUUAAACCCCAACCCUAAUUUAACCCAAAUUCCAAACCCGUAUGAUCGCUCAACAACACUCUCCUCUCUCAAAACCCUCAUCUCUCAUUCUCACCAACCUCUUCCAAAUUCCAAAUUUCUCCCUCCAAAGCCCCAAAACGACCACUUCCUCCCCUGCCCUUACAACCCCCACCAUCUCAUGCCUCCUGAAUCCCUCUUCCACCACAUUUUUCACUGUCCAUCUCCUAUCUCAAUUGACUCUCCAAAUUACCAAAAUAGCCUACUAUCGUUUUCAACAUUAUACCAUCAAAAUCCCCAUUUCGCCAUUCAAGAUUUAAACCAGGAGCUCUACUUUUCUUUAGAUGAUUACAUUACUACCCUGGAUUUUCUAGUUUCUUUUAUAAAGAGCCCUGGUCCUGUUUGUUUAUUAGAUAGUCUUUUAAGGAGUAAAAGAAUUUUUACUUUGCUUGGUUUUUUAUCUUUAGAAUGUGCUAAUGUUUGUUAUUAUGAUAAAGAAGUUAAGACAAAGAUUGAAGGUUUUGAUGAAUUGGGGUUCAGGAUUUUAGGUUCUGAUUUCUGGUUUAUUAGGAGAGAAAUUGAGGGUUGGAGUGCUUGUGAGUACUUAAAUCUGUACUCCUUUACUGUUGUUUGUGCAAUUUUGGGGUUAAGGGUGAAAGAGAGUGAUUUCAACAAAUCGGUAAUCAUUAAUUCGUCACAAUUUGGUAUUGUGAUUAAUGUUUAUUUGAGGGAUCAUAUACUUGUUCUGGUUGGGUUGUGUUUGAAAGCUGUUAUAAGGGAAGCUUCGGCGAUUGUGGAGUUGUUGAAGGGCCGAGAAUUGGAGGGGAAUUUAAAGAGUAUGAGUUUGAAGUGUCCUGCUUUAUCUCAGACUUUGAUGUUGUUGGCUUCUCAGCUUUCUGUUUUAUAUGGGCAACUGAGUGCAAAAUUAUUUGCUCUUAACAUUUUUAAGCAAUGCAUAUUAGAAAGUGCCUCACCGUUGUUGUUUCCAUUAGAGCAAAACUCGACUAUGUCUUCUGAUUUAAAAGAAGAAGAUCAAACAAUAAGAAUGGCUGAGCAUGCUUAUGUGUCUAAUAGAGCCAAUGAGGAGAGGAAAAAACGUCCUUCAUAUAGACCUAUAAUUGAGCAUGAUGUACUUCCUAAGAAACAAUCAUCUAACCAGAAUAAGACGAAAGAGGAUUUAUUGGCUGAAGAAAGAGAUUACAAAUGCUGAAGAAUGUCAUAUCGUGGGAAAAAGUUGAAAAGAACAACUUUAAAGGUUAUGAGGGAUAUAAUAGAGGAACACAUGGAUGAAAUUAAGCAAGCAGGUGGAAUCAGUUGUUUUGUGAAGGGAGAUGAAGAGGUAGGGAUGGAUGCUUUCAUCAAGACCCCUUGCACAGGAUCUUAAUAUGAAUUGUAGGAAAAACAAUAACAAUUUAUUUGAAGCAACUAGAGGUAGCCCAAACCAUUACAGGAAACAAUCUCACUAUGGUCGUGAUAUCAAAUCUACAAUAUUUGAGGAUGCUUUGACUAGAGAUCAUGUGCUAAUGAAGCAGGGCCUUCAUGGGCAUCGUGAUAAGCAUGUUGUAGAGGAUCAUUCUAGAAGCAUAGAAAGGCGCAGAAUUGAUGACCUGUCCCAUGAGAGCAACCAUAGAAGAGAGUGAGAAGAUGUGAAGUUGACUAGAACCAAACGUCAAGAGAUCAAAACAUCUAGCAGGUCCAAUUAUCACAAUUAUAGAUCAUCUUAUUCAUCAAGUUCUCAUUGAAGAAAAAUAUAAGUCUAUGAUAAUGCACAAUCUGUGGUAGAAAAUGCUUUCGAAGAUAGAUACGAGCCUU
Messenger RNA from Pistacia vera, 1943 nucleotides. RefSeq names its product U11/U12 small nuclear ribonucleoprotein 48 kDa protein-like. The record is from RefSeq and is a predicted model, not a curated record. NCBI's taxonomy places the organism in Eukaryota, Viridiplantae, Streptophyta, Magnoliopsida, Sapindales, Anacardiaceae.